GAUGAGUCUGUGUGGUGUUGGGUUCGUCGACUUUGUUAUGUUUUGUUGUUGAUAUCAUUAGCUUUAAACAUAUUGGUUUGGCAGCUUCGAAUAUAGUAAGGAACCUUUAUCCCUUUAAUCUGAAUGUGAAAGAUCAUUCUCCUCUGUACUGCUUGGUCGAAAUUUUGUGUAUGGGAUGAGGCCAUGAGUAGCUUUUCCAAGAUGAGUAGUCAGAGACUACUGUUUUCCAUAACUUCAUCAGUCCGUGCACCUGGAAUUGUCUUGUUGCAUAAGUAUAUAGUUGACGGAACGGGAGCAAAUAACAUAUUACGAAAUUUACACUUAGCCUUAUGUACGUCACAGUUUGAUAAGGGUUUGAUAGCCAGUCUAAGUAUGAAGGAAGUAAACAGUCACUAAUUCCGUCUUCCACCCUGUAAUGUGGUAGCAGCUGCUGACAGACUUAUGAUUCAAACCAAAAAUAAAUAUUUAUUGGAUAUUUAGGUUGGGAUUUUGAUCUUUGGUGGAACUAGAAAGGCUGAAGCUAAGUAAAGUCAGGAGUAGUUUUUGUCACCAUUGGGGGACCACUGAUAUUUUUUAGUCUAUUGUAAAGGUUUACUUUUAAAAAACCAUACCUCGCGCUUCAACCUAUGCACUGAUCAUUUGAUUAUUAAGUACGUUCUUAUGCAUAAUGAUAUUUGAUACGGUUACGUUAUGCACAUACUGAUUACCAUAUCUGUCUGUUUUACAGGUGAACCAGAAGUCCAUAAUGGCUACUCUGCGAUCUGCCAUGGAUCUUGCAGCGUCUGCUUACCGUACUCGUCUUAGUCAUAUGUCUGACCUUCAGAAGAAAAUCAAAAUGUUCAAUUUUAACAAUAGUUACUACAACCAAGUUGGUCUUCUCAAACACGACUGGCUUCCACAUUCUCCUGUUUUGUUGGAGGCUCUUCGUCGGCUCCCGCGUGAAGAAACUGAAGCCAGAGACUUUCGGAUUGCACGCGCCACACUUCUGAGUGCAUCAAAGACUAUUUUGCCCAAAGAACAGUGGACGACUUUAGAAAAUGACGUUCCCUAUCUACAGCCGUAUAUCGAUAUUGUCGACAAGGAAUUAACUGAUCGUUGUGACUGGGAUAACUUUGUUAAUCCUCAAGUGUACAGAGAGGAACAUUGAACUUAUACUUUUGCCUG
Trichobilharzia szidati is the source of this 1164-nucleotide messenger RNA. NCBI's taxonomy places the organism in Eukaryota, Metazoa, Platyhelminthes, Trematoda, Strigeidida, Schistosomatidae. The record is from the annotation of a GenBank genome assembly.